AUGACGGACAUUAUCGUCGGUUGCGGGGAGGUUGACAAGGUCUGGGAGAGUGGCAGGAUACAAAACGCCAAUGAGACCGACUCGCACAAACAGCGAACCGAUUUAGAGAUGGAGCAGGACAGUUUCGAGUCUCUUCAGAUCCCAGUCCACUCCCACGUCCGGUACAGUAUCUAUCCACAGAAGACUCUUCGAGCGAUCCUGGCGCCAGAAUGCUAG
Molecule: messenger RNA, 216 nt
Organism: Pseudozyma hubeiensis SY62
Lineage: Eukaryota; Fungi; Basidiomycota; Ustilaginomycetes; Ustilaginales; Ustilaginaceae
Product: heat shock protein
Exons: 1
Coding region: 1-216 (71 amino acids)
Source: RefSeq, a predicted model, not a curated record